GGGAGUUCAAGCCAAGAUUCGUGUAGCGACGUGCUUCAGACCCGCUCACACGUCUUUAAGUCAUAAUCACUGUCCGAUAAGAAGAUCGGUUGGGCAGAGAUAGAUCUCUUCUGACCACUCCUUCCUGCAGUUGUCAGCAAGAUGUGGACGUCCGUCGCGUUCGUGGCCGUUGUGCUGAUGCUGACUCAAGGAAAGGUGAGGAGCGGGAGAGGGGAGAAAUAGACACAGCUGGAUGGUCGCAUUGCUGUGUGUGGUCUGGAGCUCGGCAGGAGUGCAUGGCUUAUGCGCCAGGCAUGUCGGCCUCGGCGCUGCAGUCAGUGAUCCAGAAGCCGGUCUCAGCCAAGCCGGUGCUGCGAGGACGGACUGCCACUCUCGUGUCGUCAUCGUCUGUCGCCAAGCCACCCGCUGCAGCCGCCAGCAAGGCUGAGGUCAGUGUGUCAGAGAGUGAUCACGUGUUGUGUGUGGUGAUCCAUUGUGCUGUGCAUGGCUUUUGCCUCGUUCCCUGUUUCUGUCUGUGUGUAUGUCAGACUGUCAAGAAGGCCGAGUACGUGGCGAUAGUGGCCAACAAGGCGGGCGUGUCCAAGAAGGAGACCGAGACCGUGCUCAAGGCGCUGACCGAGACCAUAGUGGAGACGGUGGUGAGUGGCAAGAAGAUCAACAUCCCCAACAUCGGCACCUUCGAGCCCAAGCACCGCCAGAAGAGGACGGGCCGCAACCCCCGCACGGGAGAGGUGCUCGACAUCCCCCCUUCCACAGUCCCCAGCCUCUCCAUCUCCACCGUAUUCAAGAAGGCCGUCAACGGAGAGGGACCGCUCCCCGGCAAGGCCGACAAAGCCGCCGGAUAGACAGACGGACGGACGACAUUUCAUUCGAUGGAUGGAUGCUUCCGGCAUGCAUACCUGUGUGUGUGCGGGCGGGCGGGAGGGCGUGUGCGUGUGUGGGCGGGGGUUGGCAGUGUUGCAAGGAGGGAGGGAGGGGCGUUUUAGAGCCAUGCGUGCGGUGGACGGACGGGUGAAAUGAUGGACGGACCAAGACAGAGAGACGGAUGUGUGUGUGUGUAUGUAUGUAUGGGUGAAGGUACUUUUUGCCCGGUGGACUGUUUGGUGCUCUGUGAGUGAGCUUUGUACCAUGGUACCUGCCUGCCUCACCUCGUCUGGCUGUCUGUCUGUCUGUAUGGCUUGCUGGAUGGAUGAAUGCCCGCCUGCCGCAUUCGUGUCGUGAUCGAGCGAGAAAGCGGCAGAUGGUUGGGCUUGCUGCCUUGGCUUUGUGGCUGGCGAGAGGGAGACAGGGAGGGAGGGAGGGAGGUGGGGAGGGAGGCCUCCUCCUGUAGACUGACGGCGAGUGACUUUUGGAUGUGAGGCUUCUGAUUUGUACGUCGUUCCCGCCUCACAUCCAAAAGUAUGUGGUAUGGAGUGGUAUGGAUUGUGUGGUAUGGAUGUGGGGUAUGGAGUGGUGUUGCGCUGGUGCAGAUGUUGUGUGUGUGUUGUGUUGUGUUGUGUCGGUGGCCGGGUAGCACACAUCACUCUGACGGACAUUGAGAUCAUAUCACGCAUUGUGGUGCGAUUUGUCCAUUCUCAACAUUCUGCACGCCCUCUGUAAUGCGGCCACACACAAUUGAGCCUAGUAUCAUCUGCGGCGCGCGUGUGUGGCUUGUGUGCCGUCACUGUUCGUCACAAAGGGCGUGGAUGUCUGUGAACUCGUAAUCGUCCUCCUGCGAAAUGCAGUGACGCACACAUACACACAUACACGACACUCAGGCGGGGCAGUUGGCGGGGCGCACCUGAUGCCUGCCUGCCUGCCUGCCCUCCCUGGUCAUGGUAUAAGUGGUGAUGGUGUGGCCUCUCGUAUGCUCUGCUCUGUUGGUGCUUUUCUCCUCUGUCUGUCUGUCUGUCUGGCUGAGCGACUGGGUUGUGGGUAGAAGGACUACAUAGAGGACGAAUGGCUGCAUAUGCCGACACUGUGUGUCUGAGUGACGUACACGUGCGUCCACACCUGCAGCUGAAUCCAUUCAUUGAUAG
Molecule: messenger RNA, 2018 nt
Organism: Vitrella brassicaformis
Lineage: Eukaryota; Vitrellaceae
Source: the annotation of a GenBank genome assembly